Molecule: messenger RNA, 363 nt
Organism: Procambarus clarkii (red swamp crayfish)
Lineage: Eukaryota; Metazoa; Arthropoda; Malacostraca; Decapoda; Cambaridae
Source: RefSeq, a predicted model, not a curated record
AUGGUUCCUUUUCCAACUUGCUACUCCCAUGCAUUUCUGGACAUUCUGAGCGUUAUAUUGGGCCAGGCACAGCCGGCGCCAACUUUGCGCCAGGCACAGCCGGCGCCAGCUUUGCGCCAGGCACAGCCGGGGCCAGCUUUGCGCCAGGCACAGCCGGGGCCAGCUUUGCGCCAGGCACAGCCGGGGCCAGCUUUGCGCCAGGCACAGCCGGCGCCAGCUUUGCGCCAGGCACAGCCGGCGCCAACUUUGCGCCAGGCACAGCCGGCGCCAGCUUUGCGCCAGGCACAGCCAGUGCCAACUUUGCGCCAAAUGAGAGGGUGGCCAAAACUGUUUAAAGCAUUAUAUGACAGUACUGUAGUGUGA